UACACUCACUUAAUGCCUUUAUAAAAAGGCUAUACAUUACAAAGGUUGAAAUACAAAACAAGUGAAGCAUAAAUGGCAACACCACCAACACCAGCAGUGUACUCAGCAGAAACCCUGAGGAAGUUGCCAAAGCCAUCAUCAUCAUCAUCAUCACCACCACCAUCACCACCACCACCAUCAUCUUCGAGUGCAAAACAAUCCGAAAGUAGUAGAAGCCAGAAGGCAUACAGAGGAGUGAGAAAACGGCAGUGGGGGAAAUGGGUAUCGGAGAUUCGAGAGCCCAGAAAACACAACAGAAUAUGGCUGGGAUCCUUCAACACUCCCGAGAUGGCGGCCAGGGCUCAUGACGUGGCAUCGUAUUGUCUCAAAGGUAACAAAGCUUUGCUUAAUUUUCCUGAAGAGAUUGAGCUUCUGCCUAGGCCUUCCACUUCAACUCCCAAAGAUAUUCAGGCUGCAGCUGCUGCUGCUGCUGCUGCUGCGGCUGCUCAUGUUGGGACUUCAGACGAGAAAAAGGGAAGAUCGAAGACAUCGAAUGAGGAUGAUUUUUGGAGUGAGAUAGAGCUGCCGGAGUUGAUGGAAUUUCGGAGGGAAUUUUGGCUGCCGGAGAGUCAGUGGGAGGAUAUGCUGAAAUGAAACUUGGUAUGUGUUGGUGGUAUGGGGAUUUUUUAAUUCGAUGGGGAUUAUCCAAGUUCAAAAUUUGAACUUAACCGUUUAGGAUUCAUAGGCUCAUCAUGUA
Molecule: messenger RNA, 736 nt
Organism: Camellia sinensis
Lineage: Eukaryota; Viridiplantae; Streptophyta; Magnoliopsida; Ericales; Theaceae
Source: RefSeq, a predicted model, not a curated record